This is a messenger RNA of Aaosphaeria arxii CBS 175.79, 878 nucleotides long. RefSeq lists its product as uncharacterized. Bases 156 to 635 code for a protein of 159 amino acids. The transcript has a single exon. The record is from RefSeq and is a predicted model, not a curated record. NCBI's taxonomy places the organism in Eukaryota, Fungi, Ascomycota, Dothideomycetes, Pleosporales.
GGCGCAAUGGGACCCUGCAGAAGGAGCAUAUGACAAGAGUUGGACUGAGACAUACGUCCCACGGUUGCACAGCCUCUCUUGAACGUGCCUUGUCUACCCAAAGUUCAUGACGCGUUGAACGCCUAGCUAAUCCCUGAAACUCGACGAUUCUCGAUAUGGAUCAUCACGAACUAGUAGCGCUAUCGACACAUGCGAACUCCCGGACGCAUUUGGCACCAUGUUCAGCUUUACAUAAUUCGGCGAUAAGUCUCUUUCAAUCAUCUCUAGAGUUUAGAUUUAAGCGAUUUGGGUUUAAUGAUCCUCGGCCACAUUCGAUAAUGUUUGACGUUGUGCGAGGAUCAUGGCGUUUCAAGCUAGGACGCGGUGGUGGCGCUGGGUGUGGUGCGGAAGCGAUGCAAGAUACAAGCAUGUACGACGGGCGCAGAUCGAUUCAGCACGGGGCACCACCAGUCACUCAUUUCACGAAGGGUUCAAAUCGAACCAAGACUUCCCUUAUGGGCGGAGCGGGACGACUUGUGGAACGGAUCGUCGUCCAAACUUCGAUACCAGAGCUUGCUCACACUUAUUAUGCCUAUCGGCUCGGGAGAGCAGGGACAGUACCGCUUCUUCUCGCCGAGGUGUGUGUGUGCCCAUAACCAUUGUGCAGGGAAGCAAGUCCCGGAACGACAGAAUCGCGUCGUUGUUUGUUGAUGUCGCUCAGCUGCCUGGCGUCGUAGUCUCCCAAACCUUCCACCUUAACAAGGCUUGCGACAUAUCCGCAUUGGCGGUUUUGGGCAUAUAGACUAGCGGCAGCAAUAACAUGACAGCAACAGGUUUUUUCUCAUCCCCCGCCGAAGCAAACUCGGAUUGCGCAUUAUCCCCAUGUUUGCAAAGAUUGG